This is a messenger RNA of Diorhabda carinulata, 6749 nucleotides long. RefSeq names its product leucine-rich repeat-containing protein 40-like. The record is from RefSeq and is a predicted model, not a curated record. NCBI's taxonomy places the organism in Eukaryota, Metazoa, Arthropoda, Insecta, Coleoptera, Chrysomelidae. The coding region runs from base 134 to 1954 and encodes 606 amino acids. Gene Ontology annotation, molecular function: protein binding. The transcript has 11 exons.
AUCUGGCUAAGUAUUGUCAAAGGGGAGACCCAAAAAUUGAGUAAAGAAGAAGUAACCUUGAAAAAUCGAUUAAAACAAUUAUUUAAAUAAGUAAUUUUCAAAGUUAACUUGAUUUAUAGUAUUCUUUUUAAUAAUGGAGAAACAAAACAAAGUCAAGUCACGGAGAAAGUUCGUGGAUCCAGUAUUUCAUUUACAAACUAAAGAUGAAGAGAAUCAACACAUCACAAAAGAUGUGAUAAAAAAAGUAAGAAGUACAGGGCAGCUGAAUUUAUCCUCAAGGCAUAUGUCUGAAGUUCCAGAAAAAUUGUUUUCAAUAUAUGAAGUUACUAAUGAAAAUGAAAUAAAUGUAGAUUUAAGCAAACCAGUGAAAGAAGAGGAAGCAUGGUGGAAUAUGAAACCUCUAACUCAUCUAGACCUUAGUUCUAAUGUUUUAAUUAAGUUACCAAAGCAAAUUGGCCUGUUCCAGGACUUAAUGGUUUUAAAUUUACAUGAUAACUUAUUAACCGAACUGCCAGAAGAAAUUGGUGCUUUGAGAAAAUUAACAAAACUAUCUUUGAAUCAUAACAAAAUUGCUCAUUUAACACAAGAAUUGUAUAAGGUGGUGGAGCUUAAACAGCUUUUUAUAAGCCAUAAUUGCUUAGAUUCUAUUUCCAAAGAUAUGUCAGAUUUGGUAAUGCUAGAAAAAUUGGAUUUAUCUAAUAAUGUGAUAACAAGCUUACCGUCGGGCAUAGGGUUUCUAGUUAGACUUACAGAAUUUAACGUAUCACAUAAUAACUUGAAGAAUUUACCUCCAGACAUAGUAAAUUUAAGAUCCCUUCUUAAGCUGGAUAUUAGCCACAACAGUAUUACUAAAUUACCUAAUAUGGGAGAGCUCCGAAAAUUACAAAUAUUUUACGCUCAACACAAUGAUAUUCAAGAAAUUCCGGACUUCUGCGGAUGCGAACAAGUUCAAGAGAUAUAUUUUGGAAAUAAUUACAUAAAGGAUAUCCCAUUAGAGUUUUGUGAUAAUAUGAAGCAUUUGAAAAUACUAGAAUUAAGAGAUAACCAAAUUACCAGUGUACCUACUGCAAUUACAAAAUUGAUCAAUUUAAUCAAAUUAGAUUUGACCAAUAAUGAUCUCGAAGAAUUACCAAACACGAUAGGUCUAAUGCCGCAUCUGUUAUCGUUAAAAAUUGAUGGUAACAGAUUAAAACUAAUAAGACCUGACAUUAUUCAUGCUGGUACCAACAGAAUUCUUCGACAUCUAAAAGAGAAAAUUAGUGAUGAAGAUUUAAAGGCACUUCACAUACCUUCAGAUGUAUCACUUAAUAACAGAAUUUUUCCUAAUCGGUAUACUAUGAGACAUGGUAAUUUUCUUAAUUUAGCAAAGAAAAAUAUAUCUGAAAUACCUGAAGAAUGCUUCAUUGAAGCAAAAGAAGCCAAAGUUACCUGUGUAGAUUUGUGUAAAAAUAAAUUUGUCGAUAUUCCUGCUGGAUUACAAAUACUAUCCACUACACUAACAGAAUUAAAUAUUGCUUCAAACAAAAUAAGCAAAGUACCAGAGUUUUUUAUGAAUCUUACGAUAAUAAAGUAUUGUGAUCUGAGUGGUAAUCAACUGAACGAUUUACCGGACUGUUUAUCUAAUCUUGUCCAUAUGCGAGAAUUAAUAUUAAGUAAUAAUAGAUUUAUUAAAAUCCCAAAUUGUAUUUUCCACAUGAUUGGUUUAGAAAUUCUUUUGAUGAAUGAUAAUAGUAUUGAAGAUAUCCCUAUAGAGGAUUUAAAAUUAUUAAAAAGAAUCGCUACAUUGAAUUUGAGUAACAAUAAUAUAAAUUUUGUUCCACCCGAACUUGGAAAUAUGACGCAAUUAAAAUCUUUGGAACUAAAUGGAAACCCGUUUCGACAACCAGGAUAUGCUAUAUUGCAAAAGGGGACUGACUCGAUUCUCUCAUACUUGAGAAACAAGCUUCCUCUAUGAUUUUACAAAGCUGUUUCUACUUAAAAUUCGUUAUUUCAAUUAGCAAAAACUUCCAUUUUUCUAAAUGGAACAUCCAGUAUAUUAUUUUACCAUCUUAUAAAACAAGUAACCACUAAAUGUGGCAUUUAAAAUACUUCUAGUUUUUGUGACAAAAUCAAACCAGUAAUUUUAUAUCCAUGGGCGGACCUAGAUCAAAAUGUUUGGGGGUGCCAGCUAUCCUAAAUUAUGAGUCACUGUAUGCUCAAAUUCAAACACAAAAAUCCUAUUUACAUGGUCCAUUUUAAUGCUUAUCCCAAGUAGGCCCUAGCUGUUUCAUUUAUUAUAACAAAAAUAAAACCCCCAAAAUUUUAUUAAUAUAGCUCAUUUCAGUUGAGAGAACUGUCUAUCUACUUCAGAAUUUUAUUUGAAAACUGCCCUAGAAUAUUGCUUUUAUUCGUUGCUAGAAAAGCUGUAUGAGAAUUUUAAAUAGCAUUUAUUUCUUUUUGAAGAAAAUAGUUUGUUUACCUGUAUUUAACCUAGUUAAUUUGAUUUGUUUAAUUAAUCACCGUAGGAAAGAACUGAGGAAUAUAAAAAUGCUCAUAACAAAUUAAAUUAAAAGUAACAUUAUUUUAAUUACACAGUACUGUGAAAACUUCAAGUUUAACAAGAAAAAAAUGAUUGUUUUGUUUGUGAGUUAGAUAGUGAUUACUGUAUAACGAAAGUCUUUUUAUUCUUCGUAGUUAUUAAUGUCUCUUUACCAAUUAGGCUUUCCUUAUAUUCGUCGACCUUUCGAAAGAUACAAGUCUGCAAGUUUAUCAUAGUCCAUGUCCUUUACUAUGUCACUUUCUGAGGACAGCACCAUUAGGUCCGCCAGACAUUCUUCGUUCAUUGUCGAACGCAGCCUGUUGUUUAUUAUCAAUUAUCCGAAUUGCUGAGAAUGUCCUUUCGCAUGUCACACUGUUGGAAGGCAAGGUACAAGCAGCACAUAUCAUUUUGUGUAAGUUGGGGUACGUUGAAGCACUGAUGGUUUCGAUUAAAACAGGAACAAGUUUUUUCAAUGGUGAAGUUGCCAAAUUUAUCAAAAUAUUGUCAGCAUCCUUCAUUUCUUGCACAACAAGCUUAGCGAGGUUCAUUUCUGUUGACAUUUGCCAUAUCAUAAUCACCUAAGGUUUGCAGAUGAUAUUGUCCUCAUAACUGAUGAAUUAGGCGACGCAAAAAACAUGGUACAAGAUUUGCAAAUCACAACAAAGAAAGUUGGUCUAAAAAUAAAUUUCAAUAAAAGCAAGAUGAUGAUAAAUUUAGUUCCUAGUCAGCCACUAAAUGUGGACAACAAAGAUAUUCAUGUACCAGAGACAACAGAACUGUCUCGAAGAACAACACUAGGAUGGGCUUCGUUUGGUAAAUUACGAGAUGUGUUCAAAGGAGAUGUGCCAAUCGGCCUUAAGAGAGAAGCCUUUAACCAAUGCGUUCUCCCAGUCCCAACUUAUAGCGCGGAGACCCUGACAGUAACUAGAAGAUCAAUACUUAAAUUACACAGCAUAAAAUGGAAAGGUCUAUGCUUGGCAUCACUAUGAGGGAUAGGAUAAGGAAUGACGAAUUGCGCAGACGAUCUGGAGUUGAAGAUAUCAUAAACCAAAUACUGAGACAAAAAUGGCGGUGGGCGGGCCAUGUUGCAAGGAUACAAGAUAACCGAUGGACAAAAAGAAUUCUAGACUGGAGACCGAGAACAGACAGACGAGAUCCAGGAAGACCCCCUACGAGAUGGACUGACGAUAUUAAAAGAAUACGGAUAAAUUGGGUAGCAACCGCUCAGAGCAGGGAAAACUGGAAGUAUUUAUAGGAGGCCUAUGUCCAGCAGUGGACGAGAAAAGGCUGAAUGAUGAAGUGUCUAUGAAGAACAUACUUUUUUCUAUGUUCAAUCGCAUAAACUGUUCGGAUGACAUUGCCAGUUUCAAGCACUCUUCCGAAAAUCUUCUUUUCAUCUCAUUCAAUAGCAAGUCCAUAACAGGAUAGUAGAAAUUCGUCCUGAAGUUGAUGCUUUAGCUGAUGCUGUUGUUAUUACUAAUUUAUUUGAGCAGAUAACUAAUUUAGCUUUGGAUAAAACGUUCAAAAAGGUACUGAAAAACAAACAACGUGUUGACGCUAUUGAAUGUGUUUAUUAACUACUACUAAAAAGGAAAGAAAAAGGAAGACAAUACAUCCAUUAGGUUACAAUAAAUGAACAUGUCGCCACGCAGCUCGUGAACUUUUGGUAUUAUUUCCAACAGAUGCGGCUGACCCUUUUCCAUUGGAGUUUGGGCUUCCAAUGUUGUCAGCGAGUCUGUGCCCAACAGGUGUGUUAAAGACAUAGCUGUCAAGUCUGCUAGACAGUACCCUACGCCAUUUACUGCCUUUGGGCAAGCUUACAUCAGUGGCUGUGGAUGUACUAUCACCACUGCCCUUAGAUGGGGUUUGUUUUUGCAAACUGAAUUACCUUCUUUCAAAUCUGGGUCCAUUUUUCCUCGGUUUUCCAGCUUUCCAUAAUCUUUAUUGCUCCUUUAAUGGUUGACGAGCAAGUAGCGAUGCUGCUGUUCUCUUUCUGUAAGGCCUUGCUCAGCACAUUCACAUGGGUCAAAAUUUCGGAAAAAACCAAAAGGCAGGCAAUAAACUCUAAACUCAAGAUUGAAGCAAGUAUACCUUUUGCUUCCGGCGCCCUCGCAUGCCUCGCAUCAAAACAAACCGACGUAGUCAUACUGUCGUCCAAAAAAUUCUAUUUAAGAACAAAAUGCAUCCUUACCAUAUACAGCGAAUGCAGGAACUAUUGGAUGAUGAUUAUGAAAAGCGGUUAACCUUCUGUUAGUGAGCUCAAGAAAACAAUUCAGCGAAACAGAUUUUUUCAACUUUGCCGAUUAAGCAAAAUUUCAUAAAAAUGGAUUUGUAGAUUGACACAAUGUCCAUUAUUAUGCAACAAAUCAACCUCAUUGUAUUCGGACUAUCAGUCAACAAAGUGGUCAUUAAAUUAUGGGAUGGAAUAAUUGGGAAUCAUGUCAUACUCUUAUAUUUCUUUGACGGAACUGUUAAUGGGCAAGUUUAUAUAAAUUUCUUACAAAACGAAUUACCUCAACUACUUCAGUAAUUACCUGCUCAUGAUAGGCGGCGAAUGUGGUACCUACAUGACGGUAUAAGAGUUUACCAUACGUAACUGAUAAAUACACAUUUAAAUAAUGAAUUUCCUGGACGAUGGAUACGUCAAAGAACAAGUAUACAAAACACCCGCGACUACUAAGGAAGACAUGAAGAAUAGAAUUAAGGAGGUUCUCCAAACUGCUGAUGUCAAUAGGUUACAUCGAGCUAGUAGAGCUUUUGUUAAUUUUUAGUUUUGUAGAUACCGAAUUUAUCUUAUUACAGUUUUUGAAGGUAUAAAAUUAGUGGUUUGAUUUUGUCACAAAAACAGUAUUUUAGUAUUUUGAACGUCACAUUUAGUGUUUACUUGUUAAACUUGUUAAAAAGGUGAAUAUUUUUAAAUCGUAAACUAAGAACUAACUUAGAAUUAUGAUACAUAAUUUGAAGGGAUAAAAUUGUUUAGAUAGUAAAAUAAUAUACUGGAUGUUCCAUUUAAAAAAAUGGAAGUAUUUGCUAAGUGAAAUAUUCUGAAUUAAUGCUUAUCUAAAAAAAACCCCGAACCUUAAACGAAACUUCUACUCUGAUUACCAGACAGCAUUUAUAGUGUACUAAUUUUCGCUAAAUAGUCAUAUUUUUCGCUCCAACUUGGCAACGUCACAAUUUAUGGGAAAAGAAAAGAGAGGGCUAGAUGCAGAAUUUUACGCUAAAUUCGAUGGUAAACAAAUAUACAGGGUAUCCUGUCCUUAGGCUGAACACCCUAUAUAUCUCAAAAUAUAUUAGAAAUGAAUCUGUGCAAAUAUAACAACUUUUAUUUGAAAAUUUUUUUGUAUAUUUUAUCUUAAGUAAGUUAUGCACUUCCAAAAACUAAUGGUCCACCCCGUAUAAAAAAAUAACAUAGCAUGUUAUGAGGUAUCAGAAGUAAUGAGUAACGUAACAAGUAUUAAUUGUUAUAGAAAUAAAUACAUAUGGAUACACGUUUUUUCGUUACUUUUACCCCUCUAUACAUAGCCGAACAAUCAAAAAUUGUUCCUCAAAUUGUUGACACAAUAAUGUUGUAGUAGAUGUAUAAGAACCAUACUUUCUGUUCCCAAUAAUAUUUGUAGCAGAAUUUUAUAAACUUGUAUAGUUUAGUAUAUGUUUCAAUAUCACAAAGCAGUAAUCAAAAACUUCACUUAACAACGAAUACAAAAUCACCCAACGUAUAAUUUUUAUUAUACAUAGAGGAAGCGAUAGUCCAAGUGGAAUUUAAAGGAUAAAAAUAUUGUAUUGAUCGAGCAGCGUAUCAAGUCUGACAAUAAUUAGUAGUAGUAGUAGUAGUAGUAGUAAUUAAUUUUUCUCCUUGAAAACUUGUAGGACCACAUACAGUGACACGUGUGUCGUAGCAUUAGUGUAUAGAAUAAAAUAUUACAUUUUGUUUAGCUAUGCUAUGUUUUCUUGGCUUAUAUGGCUUCUCUUCGUACAUGGAGAAAUGAAAUUGUACAAGUAACUGAGAACAGUAUCUAAAAUGAAUGUAAUUGUCAAGACUUACGCCUAAUCCAACGAGUGAAUCUAAGAGAAAAAUAAUACGUUGAAAUAUUCAAACACUUUACUCCAAAGCUCAAGUCUCUUUAAUGGCAAGGAACACGCCUAACAAACUGUAAAAUCAAUGGAGACAGCUCUGCACUUUGUAGUUUUUUAUAGAUGUAGAUAGAUAUAGAUAAAGACUUUCAAACAA